CGAUUUGCAUCGAGCGGCUGUUCCGACCCAAUCCGACUCUCUGUGCGUCACGAUGCUGGCGGGGACAAGCUCAUUGUUGCUUCGGACGCGCCGUCUUCUCGCCCCUGCGUCUCAAUUCGACAUGUUGGCUUGGAGGAGGAAGCAAAUGGCGCUCCCGCACCAAUCACCAACCGAGUCUUCGUCACUACCGGCUCCGUGGCUCGCGACGGAUGCGGACAUAGGUAUCACGCGCGUCUCGGCGUCUGCAGCCAAGAGCGAGCACUGGAGCUACGAGAUCUCGCUGCGGUUCCCUCAAACACGCACUCUGUGGCUCGUACAGCGUUCGUACGCCGACUUCCAGCGCUUCCACGCGUCCAUCGAGAGUUUCUUCCACCAGGUGCUACACGCUCGUCGCAUUCAACUGCCGAAGCCCUCGCGGCUCGGAUGGGACACGUUCCGAGCGCAAUCCACUCGAACGGCAGCAGCGGAUAAGCUGCGCAAGCAGUUAAAUAGUUACCUGCAUAAAUUACUGGAGAUCGAGAGCGUCCACGCUUCCGAUACGUUCCGGGACUUCGUGACGCCUCGACCGGAAUCGGACGACAGUGAAGUAGUACAGGGAGACUGUGUCGAUAAAUUAGAAGGAAGCUCAAGUUUCCGGCGUCUCGGACGCUCGAGUAGCUCGACGAGCAGCAACACGACCAUCAGCUCGCGGGACAGCGUGGACGGUCUUCUGCUCGACCUGCCGGCGCCCUUCCCGUGGCGGGUGCCGCCGCCGGUUGUUGCACCUUCAACAUGUGACGAACUGGUGCAUUUCGGUGGCACCAUCGCGUUGACAGCUCUGGGUGGACUGUCUGUCGGCUUGACAAAGCGCAGUGCCCUCUCUGGAUCGCAGAAAGCGGCAGCGGUGGCUGCGGGAGUGGCCGGCGUGGCCCUGACCGGCCCGUUGUCGGCGGUGUUCGCGUUGAGCGCUCUUGGUGGAGGCGUGGGCAAGUACCAGCUUAACAAGGCGUCGUAUCUCAGUGUCUGUAAGCCGUUGCAUGGCGACGAAGACACAGGGAUCGAGUUUGUGGUUGAAAACGCAGAGCAGUUCUCCGGCCCACGACGUGCGGCCAGAUUUGGAGAUGCCAUCCACUUGUUCUGCCAUAAAGUGCGUAAAUCGGUGCGAAUUGUUGCGGCUCCUGACUCAAAAAGAGGUCAUGCUAUGGUAAGUGGGGGUGACGCUCAUAAGACGACGUUGAGGCUAGUGUCACCAUACGGACACAGUGGACCACUGCGGUGCGGCAGCCAGGUGUACAUGCAGCUCGUGGAUGGCGAGUGGGCCGGUCAAUUGCUUGGUAUGCACGGCGAGUUUAUUACCGCUACAAAAUACUCACCAGCAGUGUUCCGAGUGGGGGCAGUAAGCAACGAACACGAAGCUGCGGACUGUCCUGAGACAACGACAAUGCGUGAACAGCCUGCGGAGCUGGAAGAGCGGUUAUCUGUCCCUUUGAUGCCAAAGAGCGCGAUUCCAUUCAAGUUGCGUGUCAUGGUGUACAACGUCUGGCUGCUGCCUAGUUUCGUGUCGUCUUUCAACGAGAAAGUGUCUCCAUGGGCUUCUCAGCGUGCUUCCGCCAUCCCGCGUUGUCUCGCGUCGCUGGAUGUGGACGUGGUGAUAUUCUGUGAAGCCUUUUGCAGUUCUGCUCGUGAGAAACUGGUGUCUGGAAUGAAGUCACAAGGCUUUAUCUACGAGACCAAGAUCGUGGGAGAUGUAUCACUUCUAGGCUCCAAGAAGGCGAUCGACGGUGGGUGCUUCGCUAUGAGCAAAUACCCUCUCACCAACUGCGAAGAAGUGACGUUCGGUAACGUUGCAUCCGGUGAAGAUCGAUACGCGGACAAAGGAGUUAUUUACUUCCAAGUACGCAUGCCGGUUAAAAGCUUCUCAGGCUCUGAUGCCACCCAAACAGUGCAUAUCGUGGGGACACAUUUGCAGGCCUGGGAAACUCCGCUUGCUGUUGCCACAAGGAACUGCCAAUUGACUCUGAUGCGCGACUUUGUGAACUCUUUACGUCUUCCAAAGCACGAACCGGUAAUUUAUGCGGGAGAUAUGAAUGUCAACAAGCACGCCGACGGUGCACAGACAUCCGACGGAGAGUACACAGGUAUGCUGGGUCUACUGGGAGUGGAUGACCCCCAGCUUCGUGAAAAGUCUCCGAUUUACAGCUUCGAUCCCCACACAAACAGUCUCGCUGUGGAUGGCCCAAGCUCUGGAGGUAUUGCAGAACGUCUGGACUACGUUAUGGUAGACCGCAGCCAUCGCCGACCUGUAGCUGCUUCAACUGAAAUCGUGCAACUUAAGGCUACGAGGAAUUGGGCUCCAUCUCGAGGUGCCAGCGACGAAGUCCUAGUAGAUCUAUCCGACCACUACCCAGUUGUUGGGGACUUCCACUUCUAGCGGGUUAAACUAAAGAGCAAGUAAUUUAUUUCCGGAAAAACAAAAACGUAAAAGGAACAUGAAGUUGAAGUGGUGCUGCCAACCGGUAUACCGAUUACG
Phytophthora nicotianae INRA-310 is the source of this 2509-nucleotide messenger RNA. RefSeq lists its product as hypothetical. Gene Ontology annotation, cellular component: extracellular region. Lineage: Eukaryota; Oomycota; Peronosporomycetes; Peronosporales; Peronosporaceae. Bases 53 to 2410 code for a protein of 785 amino acids. The record is from RefSeq and is a predicted model, not a curated record. Gene Ontology annotation, molecular function: phosphatidylinositol binding; sphingomyelin phosphodiesterase activity. The transcript has a single exon.